Dipodomys spectabilis (banner-tailed kangaroo rat) is the source of this 996-nucleotide messenger RNA. It is a transcript of the gene Tmem218, whose product is annotated as transmembrane protein 218. Lineage: Eukaryota; Metazoa; Chordata; Mammalia; Rodentia; Heteromyidae. The transcript is spliced from 6 exons. The record is from RefSeq and is a predicted model, not a curated record. The coding region runs from base 316 to 660 and encodes 114 amino acids.
AAAUAGCUUGAAUAAAAGCCCACUUGUGAUUCGUCGUAAGUACACGGAAGCCCGUGUGGGUUGGAGCAGGCCAGAUUCAGGGCAUUUGAGUUCGAGUGAAAAUCAGGAAAUGGCUGAGGUUUCACCCACUACCAGCACCACUUAAGCCACGGUAUCCCCUUCUCCGAGUCUACAUUUGUUCUGGGCAGGCCGGAAGUUUCCUCCCUUUUGUGACUAAGAACUAGACAGCAGAGUGGAGAUUUCUGCCUGACCACCAGGAGCAGGUGCAGUCAGGCCCAGCCACGGCGUGGGCUGGUGCCUUCCCUCCCAUCCCUGAUGGCUGGCACAGUGCUGGGAGUGGGUGCCGGCGUGUUCAUCCUAGCCUUGCUCUGGGUGCUGGUGCUGCUGCUGUGUGCGCUGUUAUCCAGAGCCUCCGGGAUUGCUAGGUUCUCCAUCAUUUUUGUCUUCCUUGGUGCUCUGGUCAUCACAUCAGUUCUAUUGCUUUUCCCCCGAGCCACUGAACUCCCAGCCCCAGAAGUUGAAAUGAAGAUUGUGGAUACCUUUUUCAUCGGCCGCUAUGUGCUGCUUACUCUGCUCAGUGUCAUCUUUCUUGGAGGCCUCUCCUUGGUUCUAACCCACCAUGUGCUGGAGCCAAUCUAUGCCAAACCACUGCGGUCCUGAUGAUCAUUUCUGAGGAAACCAAGACUCUUCUCCUGUCCUUUUUGAUGUCAUCCUGAAAAAGGGGCAGUUUUCACAUCUUCUGACCAAAGGAAUAUCCACUUACCACUAAGACAAAACUGUCUUGAGUUCUGGCUUCCAGAAACAAAUUGCAAAAUAGACCCCGAGGCCAUGGAAUCUCAGUUGACUUCUUAGACCAUGUACUUCAGGGUUUCCAUCUGUUUUGAAAGGGAAAUAGUUACGAUGAUCUGCUUAGAGUACACUUUCAAUCAAUUUGUUAGUAGUAGAUUUUGGAAAAAAAAAUUUUCUUCUGUUGUCCAAUAAAAGAUCCUGAUUCUU